CCACUUGAUACUGCAAUUGCUGCCAUAAGUUUGCCCUCUUAUUCAACUGCAGUGAAAAGAAGAUACAGAACAUAGACCUAUUAAGUGCCUGUAAUAUGCAAUGCCAAGACACAACCAACUUGAUUAACUACAACCGCAGUGCACUAGGACCCGGGGGAUUCCAGCAGCCAGAGACAGUGCAGGCUUUCAGUCACUGCAUGUCAGGACCUGUUUGUUUACUGUCUAUGGUCAGGACACACCUGGCUUUCUGAUCUGAGACAAGUCCGUUGAAAGUCUCUCUGCGAAAUGGAAAUUAUCUGAAAGGUUAAUAAAUCGAAGUUGGCGGCAUCGUAAUGUCUAGAUGGAACUGCAUAUGUGGCAGAGUCGAGUUCACAUAUGGAGCACGCAGACGGUUCAUUUGAGAUCCGAAUCACCGACGAAGUUUCCUGAACAAUGGCAUGAAUGCUGCUCGGAUCGAGCCAUAUAAAGCGCACGAGAAGUGGAAGAUGGAAAACAACAAGCCGAAAGAGCACGACAUCACGGAGGUGGUGGCGCAGCAGUCCGCCGCGAACCCGAGUGAGAAUGGCGUCUUGAUGGUGAUCAACCACGGUAAAGUCCAUCCACCCUUCAGCGUGCUGUGGGCGACCGUCCUGUACUGCGCGGAGUUCAUAUGUGCCUCGGUGCUCAGCAGCACGUACCAUAAGUCUGACGACGUUGUGUGGAUGGGACUAACUAUUACAUUCAUGCUAGUUCCGUCGGUUCUGACCCAGCUCACGCUGACGUUCGUACACCGGGACUUGGGGAGAGACCGACCCUUUGUGCUCUUCAUGCAUCUGCUUCAGAUGGGGCCUAUUAUAAGGUGCAUUGAAGCUCUUGUUGUUUACUGUCAGGGGGGGAAAAAGGAGGAACCAUAUGUUACAAUUUCAAGAAAGGUCAAGCUAAAGCAUGGCAGAGGCUUAGGCCCAGCCUUCGAAUGUGAGAUUGGACAUUCGGAGCGCAAACUAGCUGUCCACCGCAAUGCCUUCAAACGCACAGCUGUCAUCCAGGCCUUCCUAGGCUCCUCUCCACAGCUCACACUACAGCUCUAUGCCACCAUUCAGGAAAAAUAUGUCCUUCCCACACGGCUUACCCUGAUGAUCAUUUCCAUGAUAUCGAUCGUAUACGGAGCUUUAGUUUGCAGUGUUCUGGCCAUACAGAUCAAGUACGAUGACUACAAAGUGCGAAUGAAACCUACUGCCUACCUGUGCAUGAUCCUCUGGCGAGGGUUAGAGAUCGCCACGCGGAUCACCACCUUGGUGCUCUUCAGCACAACCUUAACAGUCUGGGUGGUCCUGGUGGGACUGACCAACCUGUUCAUCUUCUUUUUCCAGCCAUGGGUUGAGUUCUGGACCAGGAAGGCAUCACUGCCAGAGAACAUAGAGAAGAACUUCAGUAAACUUGGCACCACCGUGGUGCUCUGCAUGGUCACAUUUCUCUACGCCUGCAUCAAUAUUUUCUGCUGGUCCGCCGUGCAGCUGGACCUGGCUGACCACGACCUGGUGGAGAAACAGCCCCGCUGGAGAAGCUUGGCUAUCUACUACACCCUACGCUUCAUGGAGAAUGUGACCCUUAUCGUUUUGUGGUACCACUUCAAGUCGGACUUCUAUGAAUACGUUUGCACGCCGUUGCUGGUGGUGCAACUUAUUGUGUGCUACAGCCUGGCUGUACUCUUCAUGCUGAUCUUCCAUCAGUUCUGCCAUCCGUGCCGCAGACUUUUCCACUACAACGUCGAGGACUGUCUACGUUGUGCUUGCUGCUGGAAGAAAAAGCAAUCGCAGCCACCUGAAAACCAUGCACAUGGUCCACAUGCACCUCCUGACCUCACCAACCACCUGAUAGAUCGAGAAACCGAUGUUGUGGAUGAUAUCAUGGAGGCAGCAUGAAAAGCAUCCUCUGUUCUGUUAUUGUAGCGCUGUUUGGGGCCAUGCUAGGCAUAUUUGCACAUAUCCUGACUCAGGAGUAUUAUAUUUAGAUGAUGAACUCUGCUAUAUCUACUAUCCUUAGUGUGAAGGAACAAUUGAUUUUAUAUGGUUUUAAACGCUUCAUGAAAUUUGUGUUUUAUGCCAUUUGGAGCUGUCCUUCAAAGGUG
Molecule: messenger RNA, 2107 nt
Organism: Sinocyclocheilus anshuiensis
Lineage: Eukaryota; Metazoa; Chordata; Actinopteri; Cypriniformes; Cyprinidae
Product: membrane transport protein XK-like
Exons: 4
Coding region: 438-1901 (487 amino acids)
Cellular component (GO): membrane
Source: RefSeq, a predicted model, not a curated record